CAGUUUCGUCAAUUUGCCUUUGUGUUUCUCGCGUGCAGACGCGUUUUCGUUUUUCUCCGCCGCUUUCCUUUAAAUUUGAAACAAAAACUAGAAAAGAGUGCUCUGAAUUGAAACGCUAAUAAAAUAUCAAUAAAAGUGUGUGUUUAUUAAAGCACAAAUGCAGCCAGCUACAGUGAAGCCUGGGAAAUGGAUGUUGGCAAUGCACGUGCUCAGAACAACGGAUGCAAAGGGAAUGACCGCGCACAAAUAACACUAGCACAACUACAGUGAACACCGCCGCAGCACACACCAAACACAGAAACUUAAAUUUUCAAAAAUAUAGAACAAACAUCAAUUUAAAUCAAGCCAACAAAGCACAAAACAUUAAAAGCGUCAAACAAACAAAAUACGUCAUCGUAACACUUGUGAAAUCUCCAGCGGAAAUUGAAAACCCAAAUAUCCCAGAAACACAGUCAUAAAACAAAGCCAUGUUUAAUUUCCAUAAGCCGCGCGUUUACCGCUCUGCGGAUGGAUGUUGCAUUUGCCGGGCCAAAUCGAGCAGCUCGCGAUUCACCGCCUCCCGGAAGUACGAAAAGGAGUCGAUGCAGUGCUUCAAUCUCCACGAGCCGCGAAAUGGCGAAAUCUGCAACGCCUGCGUCCUUCUGGUCAAGCGCUACAAGCGACUGCCUAUCGGUAGCAAGCGCCACUGGGGUCAUGUGGUGGAUGCCCGUGCUGGACCCGGCACCAAGUCCAUGGCCAAACAAAAGAAGCGCGACAACGCAGACGCGGAGGGCAGGGCCGCCAAUGGUAGUGGCAACUCAUUCCUGCCCGAGAAGUUCGCCAAGAUCUUCAAGAAGAACCGCAAGGGCAAGGUCACAGCGGCGACUGAAGCAGCAGCAUCAUCAUCUUCAUCAUCAUCGUCCAGUGCUAUCAAUCGACCCAGCAGCACCUCACCUACCUCCGAUCAUCAGCCCAGCGACUCGAACGAGAGCUACGAUGAUGAGCAGAUGCCAGGAAAUGCCCCAUAUCAAACGCGUAAGCGAACGGCGGCUGCUGCUCUGGCCACGUCCAACGGCUCGGAGGCCAACAAACGUCCGAAGCUAACUGGCAGCAACCGACGCCGUCAGCUGGCGCCACAAAAGAAUCGUCGGGCCGUCGACAACGUGCCCUUUUUCGAAGAAAGUGAUCUCGUUCGCCUGGAGGUCUGUUGCGGUGUGGUCUUCCAGAGCCUAUCCCUCGGCAGCAGUUGCUACAUCAUCGAUCCGGAGCUGUACAAACCGUGUGAGAAGCACCAGCGCCUACGCCACCAGCAGAUGCAGCUUCAGCUGCAGCAGCAACAGCAGCAACAUCUUCUCGAGCAGCAGCAGGCGGUGGCGAUGAAUGACACACCCACUCCCAAUUCAUCGCCACUCACCACUCAAGUUCAAAGCCAGGGGCCAAAGAUUGGGCCACUCAAGAAGCAUCAUUUGUUCUGCAAGCGACAAUCGGAGUCAUUUCCGCAAGGUGAUAUCCAUAGCAUAAGUCCAAUUCCAAUGAGCAAGACUGAAACGAACGGCCAGCCACUGUCGCCGAAGCCACAUUCCAAUCUGUCGCUGAUCCUCAAGCCCACCGGCCAAACCCAAGCACAAUCACAGCCGCAGUCGCAUGCUCAAGUGGUUUCCGUGGGCGCUGCCUCGCCCUCGUCGCUGUCCUCCUUGUCCAACUGCUCCACCUCGUCCUCGGUGGCCACCAAGUUCAACGACAACUCCUCGGAUUCGGGAUUCGAUGAGCAUGUGCUGGAGCGCAAGUCGGUUAGCCCACCAACGCAGGACGAGUGGAAACUGCGCGGAGCCACGGGUGGCAUGCAGCUAAUCCUAGCCAGCGGUCUGCCUCUGGCGGGACAGCCUCAGAAUCUGGUGCUGGCUGGCAAUGAGUUUACGGCACGUAUUGUGCAGCAAAGAGAAGCCGGAGCAGGAGCUCCAUCGGUAGCAGCAGCCCCACUCAAAAUCAACGUACUUGGCGGAUCUCAGGGCAAUUGCAAUAAAAUGCGUGCUAUAUUCAAUAGCGCCAGCAGCAUUCAACAUGAGAACGGGGUGACCACCAUAGUGCCAGCCUCCUCGUUGGCAGCCAGCAAUCAAACAGCUGCCAUGAACGCCAUUGCGCCCAGCACGGUGACCAUAACACCGUCAUCGGUGGGCAAAAAGGUGGCGGUGCAAAAUCCCAAGUUUAUUCUGCUGAAGCCAGCGAAAUUUGUGGGACCAGCGGCAACCUCGGCGACGGCAACCGCGACUCUGACGGCGGAGCCACCUGCUCCACCUCCUCCAGAAGCCAAAAUCGCAUAAGCGAUUGAAUACGAAAGAGAGAGAGAUAGAUAGGAGAUGCCUAGCGUCUCGCAGGGAACGACUCCCUGUUACGUUUGUUAUAAACUAAGCUAUUUAACGGCGCCAGAAAGCCAAGCUCCCUUCCUUAUCUAUAUAUAUAUAUAUGCAUACAUAUAUAUAUAUAUUUAUUUUUUUUGUACCUUUUAUUUUUUUUAUCUCAACGUUCAGAGAAGGGCUGCCCCAUAUUUAUUCUGAGAUGUGCCCCCAAAGCAGUUCAUAGUGUACAUAAUACUUGUAUCCAUCCUACCCUACAAGCAUUUUUUUGUAGAAUACUCAGCCGAAGCCGCAGCUCCCAUAUCAGUCUACCGUAAUACUUAACAUUUCAAGGAACACCCAAACCUAGACGUUAGUUUAUGUAAAUACGAUUUAAGCCAGCCUAACGACUUGUUUCUGUCUAAUUGCCCAACUUAGUCAUCGUCAGCAGUUCGUGAGUUACCAUGUUGAGCGGGAUAAAGCGGAUCGCAGGCCGGGGAGCAUUUUUAAAACCAAUCAACUUACUAGUUGGACGUGUAGUAGUUUCAGUGCCCUAGUAGUCUGUAGUUGAACGCCAAGUUCGCUCCUACCCACCGCCGCUGGAAGAUCAUAGCCGGCGGAUGGGGCGAAUGAAUCCACCCAAAACCAUACAAAUUGUAGCCUUAGGAAUGCCUGCACAAACAAAAACCACUAUUUGUGUGUUACGAGAACAUGUUUUUUUAAAACUAAAUACAAAUAAAAUAUUUGAAAAUA
Molecule: messenger RNA, 3065 nt
Organism: Drosophila teissieri
Lineage: Eukaryota; Metazoa; Arthropoda; Insecta; Diptera; Drosophilidae
Exons: 4
Coding region: 468-2300 (610 amino acids)
Biological process (GO): negative regulation of cell migration
Source: RefSeq, a predicted model, not a curated record